GGCGGGGCUCGGACAGAGGCGGGGACAGCAGGGCUCCGGGCAAGGCGGUCUGGAUGCUGAGGGCGGUCCCUGAGGGGCGGGCGGGGCCCGACCGGCGCUCUGUGUGGCCGAGGCGAUGAAGCCUCAGCCGCCCGGCUAGGCCCCGGGCGGCUCUAGCCCAGGGCGGCCCGCGGGGCGCUGGGCCUGGCUCCCGGCUCCGGUUUCCGGGCCGGCGGGUGGCCGCUCACCAUGCCCGGCAAGCACCAGCAUUUCCAGGAACCCGAGGUCGGCUGCUGCGGGAAAUACUUCCUGUUUGGCUUCAACAUUGUCUUCUGGGUACUGGGAGCCCUGUUCCUGGCUAUCGGCCUCUGGGCCUGGGGUGAGAAGGGUGUUCUCUCCAACAUCUCAGCGCUGACAGAUCUGGGAGGCCUUGACCCCGUGUGGCUGUUUGUGGUAGUUGGCGGCGUCAUGUCGGUGCUGGGCUUUGCUGGGUGCAUCGGGGCCCUCCGGGAGAACACCUUCCUGCUCAAGUUUUUCUCCGUGUUCCUCGGCCUCAUCUUCUUCCUGGAGCUGGCAACAGGGAUCCUGGCCUUUGUCUUCAAGGACUGGAUUCGAGACCAGCUCAACCUCUUCAUCAACAACAACGUCAAGGCCUACCGGGACGACAUUGACCUCCAGAACCUCAUUGACUUUGCUCAGGAAUACUGGUCUUGCUGCGGAGCCCGAGGCCCCAACGACUGGAACCUCAAUAUCUACUUCAACUGCACUGACUUGAACCCCAGCCGGGAGCGCUGCGGGGUGCCCUUCUCCUGCUGCGUCAGGGACCCUGCGGAGGAUGUCCUCAAUACCCAGUGUGGCUAUGACGUCCGGCUCAAACUGGUGAGAGGGGAACUGGAGCAGCAGGGCUUCAUCCACACCAAAGGCUGCGUGGGCCAGUUUGAGAAGUGGCUGCAGGACAACCUGAUUGUGGUGGCGGGAGUCUUCGUGGGCAUCGCCCUCCUCCAGAUCUUUGGCAUCUGCCUGGCCCAGAACCUCGUGAGUGACAUCAAGGCAGUGAAAGCCAACUGGAGCAAAUGGAAUGAUGACUUUGAAAACCACUGGCUUACACCCACCGUUUCCGAGGUCCUGUCCACGGCGGGGCCUCAGCAGAACUCUGUGAUUGGGGCCCCUGGCCUGGCCCCACCCAGCCGACAUGCUUUCUUUGGCCUGGGUGGUUUAUACCCUGAGCCAACCUUUAAAAAUUGGUAGAUUCCACAUAAGCGUCCAGACCCACAGCUUCUCUUGAAGAAUGACCACCUGACUACGCCGGCUCUUCAGUGGCAGCACUACCUGGGACACUGCCUCCCCAGUCACCGAGGGCCCAGCUGGCCCGUGCUACUCACCUAAGUGCCGCCUGACGCUUGUACACUAGGAGCUGGCCUCUCCUGCCGCUGCAGGUUAUUCCCUGCACCUCGAGGCCGCUGCGGGCCAACCUGGAGUGCAGCACAGGGACCUGAAGGGUGGGGAGGCUGGACCCCACUCUGAAGAGGGUGCAGCCUGGGAAGGGCGGCUUUGCUGGGGACUGCGGUGGGAGUAGAGUGUCCAGGAGAGGGUCUGAGGGGUGGGUUGGGGUCAGGACAAUUUUGCAAAAGAAGUAGCUGGAAGCCAUGGGACUGGGGGGAGCCUGUUUGGGGGCUCUGGAUGGUUGAUUCCUAGGAAUCAAGUUCAGCAUCUUCGCCGUGGCUGCAGAGCUGCCUGAUGGGCACUAGAGGGCGCGCCAGCCCCACACUCCCUGGGUCUGGCUUCCUCCUGCAACCUCACUGUGGUAGAGCCUGUGCCUGCCUACUAGCGCCCCGGGCUUCCGAGAGUUUGGGACAAGAGCCAACUGGCUCAGGCUUGGGAAGGCUGACUGCUGCCCUCAGCUCCGCCUCAUCAGCUAUGUGAAUGGGUAUGUGUGGAGUGAUCCUGCCGCCCCCUGCCUGGGCUCAUCCAGAGAUCUCAAAGUCAGACGCCCCUGGGUCCACGUAGGUGGUGUAAACGGAUGAAACAGGCCCUUGAGUUGGGAGCCUGCUUCACUGUGACUUUACGUCUGUUGCUGGAGACAAACACAUCGUGAUGAGAGAAAGUUCUCACAAGCUAGUCGGUAACAGCCACUUACCUUGAGACCGAUAGAGUGUGGUGGGGAUGGGGGCAGAGCACGGGUCCCCAUCUGACAGUGGCCGCUGCCGUAUUCAGAUGCAGCUAAUUGCUCUGGUGUGGGAAUACAGGCCUAAUGCCAGAAAUCUGGAGAAGCCAGAGAUACAGAUUUGUAUGCGAGAUGUCCUGAUUUUUUAAGUUGUUGGCAGAAACGAAUUCAGAAAUCAAAUCUGCAGGCCAAACAAGGUGCAGGGCCCAGUUUUGGCCCCAUGCCCCUGUAGGUCCCUCCGGGACAGUCACCCCUGGGGCCCUGGCUGCUCUGCUAUUCAGGGAUGCUGGGCACUGCUGCUGGGUGGCCAGGGUGUGGGGCAUGUGCCCAGCAAUGUGGCUCCUUGGCCCCACUGGACAGUGUCCUGGGCCCCUGACAGGCGCUGGCUGGGAGUGGUUUAUACAUAUACAAUAAAUGCAGCUCGCAGCAUUGUGCA
This is a messenger RNA of Cercocebus atys (sooty mangabey), 2579 nucleotides long. It is a transcript of the gene TSPAN17, whose product is annotated as tetraspanin 17. The coding region runs from base 229 to 1227 and encodes 332 amino acids. Gene Ontology annotation, biological process: regulation of vascular endothelial growth factor signaling pathway; protein localization to plasma membrane; protein maturation. Lineage: Eukaryota; Metazoa; Chordata; Mammalia; Primates; Cercopithecidae. The record is from RefSeq and is a predicted model, not a curated record. Gene Ontology annotation, cellular component: membrane. The transcript has 9 exons.